Messenger RNA from Oncorhynchus gorbuscha (pink salmon), 2256 nucleotides. Its product is annotated as protein NDRG2. The transcript is spliced from 16 exons. The record is from RefSeq and is a predicted model, not a curated record. Gene Ontology annotation, biological process: signal transduction. Bases 499 to 1605 code for a protein of 368 amino acids. Gene Ontology annotation, cellular component: cytoplasm. Lineage: Eukaryota; Metazoa; Chordata; Actinopteri; Salmoniformes; Salmonidae.
AACAACGGGCGCCUACCAUAACCGAGAGAGGGGGAGCCGAGGGUGAGACGAAGAGUUUUCGGCAAUAUCACAUCGCCAUUUAGUCGUUAGAUAACCGUUGUAGUUAUCCGUUUAGGAUACAGUCCUGCAGUUUGACGCUUUUAUUAAAAUACAUUCUAAAUUUUGGCAGCCUAACGGAUAUGCCUGAUAACAACAUAGUUGUCCUCCCCUAAUAUCAUAGUAAAGUAACUUGUCGCUUGAUUGACGGGUCCAUAUUAUUGUAGGAUUUUUCUUCCUACUGGAGAAAGGACUGUAAAAAAAACGAUCAGCGAAAAAUAAACGUGGACGAAAGUGAAAUAUCAAGAAAGACUGUCGUGAGCUUCCGACGAGGUACACGUGUGAAAACAAGAAAUAACUAAAGAAGAGACAGGAGUUGUGUCGUUUGCAUAUAUUUUAUAAAUAAGUCCUUAUUUUGGUUGAACAUUUUUUUUUAAUUUAGGGACGUGAACAAGUGACACCAUGACGACUGAGAUGCAGGAGAUCGCCAUUACGGAGGAGAAGCCUUUACUUCCAGGUCAGCCCGAUCCUGCAAAGGAUGCUGAGGCUGCAGCUCGAAUACUGUUGGACCAGGGCCAGGAACACAGUAUUGAGACACCUCAUGGUCUCCUCCACGUGACUCUCCAUGGAACCUCUAACACACGCCGUCCCGCCAUCCUCACCUUCCACGAUGUGGGCCUGGACAGUAAAAGCUGCUUCUCUCCUCUGUUUAAAUUUGAGGAGAUGCAGGAGAUAGUGAAAAACUUCACUCUGGUCCACAUUGAUGCUCCUGGUCAAGAGGAGGGGGCCGCCACCUAUCCUAUGGGAUACCAGUAUCCGUCCAUGGAGCAAAUUGCAGAGAUGAUCCCUGCAGUCCUGACAUAUUUCAAUUUCCGUUCUGUCAUCGGAGUUGGAGUGGGAGCUGGGGCGUACAUUCUCUCCAGGUUCACAAUGGCCCACCCAGACUCAGUUGAAGGUCUCGUUCUCGUCAACAUUGACCCUCAGGCUAGAGGGUGGAUGGACUGGGCUGCCCAGAAGAUCACUACCCUGACAUCCUCUCUCACAGAGCAGAUAUUGAGUCAUCUCUUCAGUCAGGAGGAGAUGUCAGCUAACGCAGACCUGGUGAAGUCACACAGAGAUCGCAUCUCUAAAGCCCCCAACCUCACCAACAUCGAGCUGUUCUGGAGGGGCUACAACAGCCGUAGGGAUCUGAUCCUUGACCGUACCAGCAACUUCAAGUGUCCUGUGAUGCUGGUGGUCGGGGAUCAGGCACCAUAUGAGGAGGCUGCUGUGGAGUGCAACAGCAAACUGGACCCAACAACAACCUCAUUCCUCAAGAUGGCAGAUGCUGGCGGUCUUCCCCAGCUUACCCAGCCCAGCAAAUUGACCGAGGCUUUCAAGUACUUCAUUCAGGGGAUGGGCUACAUGGCAUCAUCCGUCAUGACCCGUCUGUCUCGUUCGCGCACCACCUCGCUGUCUUCCUCUUACUCCAUGGAGGGGGAGCGCGAGCGUUCUCGUACCCUGUCUCAGAGCUCUCAGGGUGGGCAGAUGCCCCCCAGCCCCUCCCAUACCAUGGAGGUGUCCUGUUGAAGAGAGAGAGACACAGAGAAUGAGUGUGUGUGAGAGAGAGGGGGAUGGAGGAUGGACUGGAGAGAGAUGGGGAUGGAGAGAGAGCGAGGGAUGGGUAGAGGGCAGAGGACCAGCUGAGAGAGUGAAGGUUUUAUGGGAACAUGGAUGUAAAGGAGAGGUAAAGGGACAGAGGGAGAAUGAAAGACAGUUACUUAAACACUGUCAUCUACUAAUCUCUUCACCCAGACAGCGACGGGUAAAGGGAAUGGAUAAAUGAAAAACGGGAAUGGAAGAAAGGAAGUUUAGGAACAAGGGAGGGAAUAUAAGGAAAAGGGUAGCAAGGAACGUGUGUUUUAGGGGCGUCGGCAGUCCUCCCUCCCCCUCGAUCAGAACAUCUGUUAGCCAAUAGAGCCUAUUAACCUAGAGAGUGGAAGUGGCCUGUAGUGAUCUCACCUUAGUGUUCACCAGUAGAAAUAAUUAUGAUAAUGAGAAAGAUUAUGAUGAUAUUAACACUAUUAAUAAUGACAAUGACAAUAAUGUCAUAGUAAUAUUAUUUUAAAAAUGAUCUUUAUUUUUAAUGCAUGAAAUACAAGGGAAAAAAGACUAUAGCAGAAAUACUUCAAAUGAAAAUGUGUGUCUGUCAACUCUUUUAAUAAAACAUGUUUGGUCUUU